CACCAGAAGCCACCAGAGCCAGCCAGGGCCACCAGCGUCUUUUGCUUGAUUGAACCUCACCAAUGCCGCAUGUGUGUGUGGCAUGAACAAGCUCCACCCCCUGUAACCCCCGGCACCAACCCGCUCGCCGGCUUGCUGCUACUUGUGGGUUUCGUCAUAUCACACGAGCAUUUUGUUUCUGCCAGCUGCCAGAAGAUGCCCAACCAUACUACCAAUCUUCAGGCAGUGUGCGUUUGAUGUCCGGUCAGAUCAGGGACUUCCUUCUGUGUUGUCCACCACCGCCUCUUCCUCUUCCGCGACAAAGCAGCUGCCCUCUCCUCCUCCAUCAUCUAGUCUUCACUUCACGACAGACGUCAUUACUAGCAGCAUCAUCGAAUCUCAGACCAUGGCCGGAUCCCCUGACCUGCGACUUUGACUUCUGUCCUCUUCUUCCGCAACCCGACGCUACUCACGGCCAGUUUGUGAAGUGUGAAGAUGCGGGCGGCAGUGCUUGGACGAUCAACGCAGAGAUCGACGAGUCGAUAGGGCCAGCGUCGGCUUCAAAAUGUCCGAACAUGGCAGCAACGAGUCGAGACGGUCCUCCUCACAGACCUCUGCCCAGUCCGCCGAUUUCAAGAAACCUAAGACUAUCCGUGGAGCCCCCAAGCGUCAUGGCUCGAAACACUCCUCCAAAUCCUUUGAAGAGGACGACCCUUCCCUGACCUCCUUUCCCUCUUUCUCUCCAGAGACCGAAACGAAGUCGGCAAGCAUUGCUCAAGAGGUGGUGCCGAAACCCAUACGUACAAUAUCACAGAAGGCAAGGGAUAGGAAGGCCACUCUUGCGGGCUUGACAAGUGCAUCUCCCUCUCUCAAUAGACAAAAUGCAUUGUUCGACGACUCUCCGCGAUCAUCGCUGGAGAUCCCCGGUUCCUUGCAUUUGGCCAGCGACGACCACAUAGAAAGACUUAUUGCCAGGACUGGCGCGGUCAAGCUGGUCCGUCAGUAUGCCUCCGACCUUGCUCAAAGGGAUGCGGAAAUUUCAGCUCUACGGAUCCGAGCAGAUCACAGGGAGAGAGAAUUGAAGAAGAUCCUGCGUGAGGCCAAUGUCCCGACGGCGGAGGUGGAGAAGAGGCUUCUCAGACUGGAGCAGGGAGAGACAGACUCAAGCGUCGGAUCUGGCUCUGUGGAUCGAGGUGCUGCGUUGUUAGACGGGAUGAUGAGCGAAGCCAUGGCAGAUGGCAUUGUGGUCAGCAGCCCCUUGGACAGCGAUUUCCCUGUCGGCCAGGCCUCAGACACUCGAAGCACGCCAGCAGCCUUGCAGGUCGACCUGGACGCGAAUCGCAGCAGGGCUGGUUCCAUGGCAUCGAGUCUCGCCAAGGCAAGCCGAACCCCUAGCAGGGCCAACAGCAGUGUCAGCGACAGCAGCCAGGACAUGGAAGCCACCUUGCGUCCGCGGGUAUCAAGCUCAAACACCUCAAAGUUAUCUGGUCUGCAAAGCAUCUUCCAACCUCCAACACAAUCUUCGAGCUAUUUCAUUGGCGGCAAGACUGUGAGGAAGCCCAAAGCCAGCGACGAAGCUAGUGUACGGUCCAGCCAGUCUACUCGCUCUUUUGCCUCAUGGACCCAAAUUUUCGGUGGAAAGUCCCAACCCGGUCGAUCUAGGGCAUCAUCGCUGGGACAGCAGAAUGCACCAGGCGAGGCCGAACCAAGUGUUCCGAAACCACGCAACAAUCCACCUCUAACCACUACCAAAUCGUCGGCGUCGCUACCGACGACUGGGACAAUCAAAAGCCGCCCACCAGCAAAGCGUACACCGACUGCCACGCGACUUUCCGCCAGUCCGAAUCACGCGCGGAAAGAAUCCAACGCAAGCAGCCUCCCUCCGACUGUCGAGCUAGAUUCUAUGAUUGAAAGUUCCCAACUGCCGCCCACCAUGACAACGCAAAACGUGGAUAGUACUGGAUUAUUGACAGACCGAUUCGGCUUCAUCUACGACCAGAAACGGCGGAAACGACAGAGCCUCCCGGUUCGAGCACACAGACGAAACAAGCUGAGUGGCGCCGAAACCAUUGCUAGUUUCAGAGCUGGUGAAAACCCACAAGCUGAAGAACUCUCUGUCGAAAGACCAGCCACACCGAUUUCUGUAGAUGAGGAGGCACCCAAAAAGUCGUGGCAAGAGUACCUUAAGGUGCCCGCGGCUCUGUCUUCGGGAAGACCAAAAGAAUUGCUUUCACAUACACCCUCUGCUGGUGCAGUUGUUACUGUCAGUACGGUCGAUGUCGCGGGAACUACAACGCCGCCACGCCGAAGCAGAGAGACCUCCAUUUCGGUCUCUGCUGCUUCGCAAAAGGCUCUUCCAACGACUAGUGUGGUGAUGGAGCCACAACCCUCGACGGUAACGGCAACCUCCGCAGACUUUACGCCGGAUUCAGAGUCCGAAGCCACGGCCGACUCCGGCCCCGCAAAAUUGCUUCUGGACCAGCUGACAGAGUUGCACGACGCACUCCAAGCAGAGAGAGCUGUUCGGUGGAAUGACUUUCUGCGCAGAGUCCGAGCGGAAAGAGCGAACAACGUCGAUCGCGCGAGCAACACCAACACCCCUGAAGCAGACCUUCUCAACGGCGAACUCAUAGGGAUAGCAACCCUUGGGCGCUCGACCAAGACGAAAGCGAAGUACAUGCACUUCAAGUCACUGGUUCUGGCCGGCAUACCCGUCACCCUUCGGCCAAAGAUUUGGGCCGAAUGUUCUGGUGCGAGUGCUUUGAGGAUCCCUGGCUACUAUGAGGACCUCGUUGCCAGAUCGCAAGAAGGUACCGACAUCGACCCGGACAUUGCAAGCCAAAUCAAGGCGGAUGUUCACCGGACGCUCACGGACAAUGUGUUCUUCCGGCACGGACCUGGCGUUCAGCGGUUGGAAGAGUUGCUGAGGGCUUAUUCCUUGCACAAUCCACGCAUUGGAUACUGUCAAGGUAUGAAUCUGAUCACAGCUUCUUUGCUGCUCAUUUGCGCGACGGCAGAAGAUUGUUUUUGGCUUCUCGUUGCCAUCAUUGAUGUCAUUCUUCCAAGCCAAUAUUUCAGCUCGACCCUACUUGUGGCUCGGGCUGAUCAAGUGGUUCUUCGCCAGUAUGUUGCAGAAGUUCUGCCGAAACUGAGCGCCAAACUGGAUGACUUGGGUGUCGAGCUGGAGGCGUGUACGUUCCACUGGUUCUUGUCGUUAUAUACGGGCGUGUUGACGGGUGGAGAGGCUCUAUAUCGCGUUUGGGACGUUAUUCUCUGUCUCAACAGUUCCGACGCCCCUCCACAGGCCUUGAACCAGUCCAAGACCACCCUCACGGUGGAGAUGCCUUCCCUCGGCCUGACGAGCGGCCCAUCCACACCCGUGACGCCGUUGCACCCCCAAACGGAAUCCAGCCUCACAGGCGACAACUCCUCAGACGAGCAUGAUGGUACCUCGUCGCCCUUCCUCUUCCAAUUGGCCCUCGCUUUACUCAAACUCAAUGAAAAUGCCAUCCUCGCACUCGACUCGGCUGCGCAGGUUUAUACGUAUAUCAACCACAAUAUGACGAAUCACGCCAUCAGUAUUGAUGCGCUGGUGCAGGCAAGUGAGGCGCUGAGAACGAGGAUAGUAAGAAAGGAAGUGUUGGAGAGGAGGAAACAGGCUAUCAAAGAGUUGGGACCAUGAGUGCCAAAGACGAUUAGCGGAUACUAUGAGUAGUGUUCCUAUUCGACUAUAUUUCAGCAAGGUGAACGCAAGAUGUAGCAGGCCAUGGCAACAUCGAGACCACCAGCCUAUACCUGGCAAGUUCUGGACCAAUGCAGACAGCAUUACAGCUCACAGGUCGAAGAAUAAAACAGAGACAAAAAAACUAUACAAUCACGAGGAGGACAUCACAUGCAAUCCUCGAUCGAGAUAGAAUGGGUUAGGACGAAGAACGGGAGGGUCUUGGGCUGGAACUCGAGCUUGGAGUUUAAUCAGGAUAAAGAAUUCGGUUCAGGUGACGGAGAGCCUCUCCUGAAAUCUGAAUCUGCGCAGGACACGAGGAAAGCUUGACCGAGAGUGUGUGCCCUGAGGUGCCGGUGGCGGUUCUUCCUCCCACAUCUAGCAGACCGACCCAUGUGGUCAGAUGCACAGAAGGAGACCAAAGGGUUGAAAAAGACGCAACGACUUUUCUUUUGUUGUCACUUGCUUUUUGCUUUGCCUUUUCGGCAAGUUUAUUGUUACCUGUACGCAUGUUACAUGAUACCCCCAGGCCACCAUUUGAGAAAAAAGUGAGGGUGGAAAGAGAGCGCUGAAUAAGAGAAUGCAAGUGGAAAUGGAAAUGGCAAAAGUUCAAGCCUCAAAUCAAUACCAAGCAGCGCAUUCUUGAUCGAUCUCUUUGGACUCGUUCCGUCUGUCUGUCUGUAAUCCAU
Molecule: messenger RNA, 4389 nt
Organism: Cladophialophora immunda
Lineage: Eukaryota; Fungi; Ascomycota; Eurotiomycetes; Chaetothyriales; Herpotrichiellaceae
Exons: 2
Coding region: 545-3661 (1038 amino acids)
Source: RefSeq, a predicted model, not a curated record